AAACCCUUUUCUUUCUAGUCGGUCGGGAUUUUGUUGGACACUCAAUUGGAUUAAGAAUAAAAAACCCUCAUAUACAUCUCUCUGAUUUUUCGGCUAUUAAUUCGCUCUAUUUUUUUUAAAAAAAAUUUAUAACCUUCUACGUUUCAAUUUUCCUUUUCGGAGAUUUCCUUCUUUAGAAUCUCUCGCUGUGUGAUUGCCGGGAAUUUUUUUUUCUGAAUUUUCCGGCGAGAAAAACCAAUGGGUUCCACCGAUGUUCCGUCAUCGGUGAUUUCUUAUGCCCUCAAUGACGCCUCUAAUUGGUGGGAUAAUAUCAAUAAUUCACCUGUUUGGCAGGAUCGUAUCUUUCAUGUCCUCGCGGGACUGUAUGCCUUUGUUGGCGCCAUUGCUCUGAUCCAACUUAUUCGAAUAGAAUUGAGAGUUCCUGAGUAUGGUUGGACGACACAGAAGGUUUUCCACUUUCUUAACUUCUUGGUGAAUGCGGUUCGGUCGUUGGUCUUUGCACUCCGUCGGAAUGUGCAACAUAUAAAACCUGAGAUUUUCCAACAUGUCUUGCUUGAUAUGCCAAGUCUUGCUUUCUUCACAACAUAUGCACUGUUAGUUCUGUUCUGGGCAGAGAUAUACUAUCAGGCACGGGCUGUAUCAACUGAUGGGCUUAGGCCAAGUUUCUACACUGUGAAUGCUGUUGUGUAUGGCAUCCAGAUAGUGUUAUGGUUAAUUUUGUGGUUGAAGCCCAUCCGUCUUGUCCUCGUCCUGUCCAAGAUCUUCUUUGCAGGUGUCUCAUUGUUUGCAGCCCUUGGGUUUCUUCUCUAUGGAGGAAGACUCUUCUUAAUGCUUCAACGCUUCCCUGUUGAGUCAAAAGGUCGAAGAAAGAAGUUACAGGAGGUUGGCUAUGUGACCACCAUAUGUUUCACAUGUUUCGUAGUAAGAUGUAUCGUGGUAUGCUUCAGUGCAUUCGAUAAAGCUGCUGAUCUUGAUGUUUUGAAUCAUCCAGUACUAAACUUCAUAUACUACCUCUUGGUGGAGAUUCUACCCUCUAUUCUGGUCCUCUUCAUUUUGAGGAAGCUUCCUCCCAAGCGCGGUAUCACUCAGUAUCACCCCAUCCGCUGACAUGAUUGAAGAGGUUAUUUGAUACAUGGGAGAACCUGCGAAGCAGGGACUAAUGGAUGGCUUGGUCUUGGAAAAGCUCAUCUGUCCUCUAAAAUGGAGAUGCAAUUAAGGGUAUCAAGACAUAACUUCUGUGCAUAUAUCAGACACCGUGCUCAACUUCUAGCAUCUAAACAAGGGGUCUGGUCUGUUUCUUUUAAGCACUGUAGAUUUGUGAAAAAGAAAUAUCUUGGUAAGAAGUGUUGUGAAUUCUGAUGACCCAUUUUAGUGUAACUGUUGCUUGGUUUUUGUUUAUAUAAUAGAUGUUAUACGAUGGCAUACUGUGUUGGGUCCCUAUAUAUUCUGCUAA
Telopea speciosissima is the source of this 1453-nucleotide messenger RNA. Its product is annotated as tobamovirus multiplication protein 3-like. NCBI's taxonomy places the organism in Eukaryota, Viridiplantae, Streptophyta, Magnoliopsida, Proteales, Proteaceae. The record is from RefSeq and is a predicted model, not a curated record. The transcript is spliced from 11 exons. Bases 238 to 1107 code for a protein of 289 amino acids.